Molecule: messenger RNA, 850 nt
Organism: Homarus americanus (American lobster)
Lineage: Eukaryota; Metazoa; Arthropoda; Malacostraca; Decapoda; Nephropidae
Exons: 1
Source: RefSeq, a predicted model, not a curated record
CUCGGGCAACAAACAACUCAGGCAACAAACAGCUCAGGCAACAACAGGCAGCUCAGGCAACAAGCAACUCGGGGCAACAAGCAGCUCAGGCAACAAACAGCUCAGGCAACAAACAGCUCAGGCGGCAAACAACUCGGGCAACAACAACUCAGGGGAAAAAGAAGCGGCUCAGGCAGCAAACAGCUCAGGCAACAAGCAGCUCAGGCAACAAACAGCUCGGGCAGCGAAGCUGCUAGGCAAUAAAGCAGCUCAGGCAACAGGUAGCUCAGGCAAUAAGCAGUCAGGCAAUAACAGCUCGGGCAAUAAACAGCUCAGGCAACAAACAGCUCAGAGCAAUAAAGCAGCUCCAGGCGGCAAACAGCUCAGGCAACAAGCAGCUCAGGCAAUAAACAGCUCAGGCGGCAAACAGCUCCAGGCAAUAAGCAGCUCGGGGCAACAAACAGCUCUGGCAACAGACAGCUCAGGCAACAAACGCUCAGGGCAACAAGCAGCUCGGGCGAUAAACUCGGGAAACAAAGCAGCUCAGGCAACAAACAGCUCAGGCAAUAAACAGCUCCAGGCAACAAACGGCUCAGGCAACAAAACAGCUCGGGGCAACAAACAACUCAGGCAACAAACAGCUAAACAAGCAGCUCCGGGCAACAAACAGCUCGGGCAACAAACAGCUCAAGGCAAUAAACAGCUCUGGGCAACAAGCAGCUCAGGCAACAAACAGCUCAGGCAACAAACUCAGCAACAAACGGCUCAGGCAAUAAGCUCGGGCAACAAACAGCUCGGCAAUAAAGCAGCUCAGGGCAAUAAACAACUCCAGGCAACAAACAGCUCAGGCAACAAACAGCUCAGGCAAUAA